CUCUGCGCAUGCUCGCAGCUUUAUCCUAGUAUCAGUGUAUAGUGUAAUGUCUGUGUGUGUUUCUCAAAGGUGUGUUGUCAGCUCGUGUCCUCGGUGUGUGUGUCCUGCAGACAUGUGUUAGUGUGUCGGGCUCAGACCAGCUGCCGUCCAUGUUUCACACACACAUCUAAAGUUGUAGCUUCGUUCAGCUGUCGGCGUGUCGGCGGAGGAAACGGAUAUGUCGGCAAAUAAAACAAAGAAAGUCAAAAUGGCUACUAAAUCCUGUCCUGAAUGCGACCAACAGAUUCCAGUAGCGUGUAAAUCCUGCCCGUGUGGUUACGUGUUUAUUAGCAGGAAACUCCUGAACGCCAAAUUAAAUGAGCGCUCCUCUCCAGCCAUAGCAGACAAACUGGACUUUAAGCGGAGGAGGACGGAGCGUAUUCGCAGAGAGAGGAUAGACUCUUCCUUAACCAAUGACAUGGAGAACAGGAGAAGAUCCCGGGCCAACAGCCAAUCAGAUCCCAUCCGGAGGGGGCGGGGCAGACCAAAAACUGUGGGACUGAAGAAACAGGAAGAGGAAAAAGAGAAACAAGAGAAGGAGGUGGAUAUCUACGCCGGUCUGUCGGAUGAGAAGGCCUUCGUGUUUUCCGUGGCCUUGGCUGAGAUCAACCGCAAGAUCCUCGGUCAGAGACUCAUCUUAUAGACGAACACCUGAAGAACUCAGGAACCUGUCACAGAGGACCUACAACAGAAACCUAUCAAACAGCAAGAGGACGACCAAAGAGGGCAGGAGUGGCUGCAGCUGAGCUCUGAUGUGGAUACGAUUCAGAAACCUGCUGAGGUGUUGUCUCUGAGAGAAAUCACAGCAACUCAGCAACUUGAAUUAACACCCAGCACACAUUCACACACCUUUCUACACUAAGAGCACGAGUGUGUGUGUUGUAACGACAAACUGUACGUUAUGGCUGAUUGAAGCAGGAAAGAGGCGUGGAUGAUAUUUUUAACUGUUGUGUAGAUACAAACAUCAGAGUGUAUAAACCAUACUGAGCUCUACAGGCAUCUGAGUUUAAUUUAGGAGAGUAAAAACUAAAGACAUCACCGGACUGUUAUUAAGUAAACAACCUCAAUGGACAGUAGCUUCAUGAUAACUUACAGGACCAAGACAUUUUGGUAUCUGCGUGCUUUAUAUAAACUGAAGAUGAGAUGAUCUACGAGCACAGCUGAGCAUGUAAAGCAUCCUCGUAGCUUCACUUCACUGAUGAACACAAACUGGAAAAGACAUUUCAUCACAAGGAUUAAGAACAUGUUGUCGUUAAUUACUGCUAUGCGCAGAACACACCACGUAUUUAGUAUUAACUUUUAUAGACUGUAUCAGGCUGGGUUAUUUAAGAUGAAUUUCACCUCACUUACUGAAUGUGGAUGAAACUGUGUUACAAGAAUACUGCAAUCAACGGUGUUCAGAGUUCCUCGAAUAUUACAGGAAGUCAGACAAAUAUUUAUCAGAUUGUGAGGUAGUGCUGAUGUAGUGAAUAUGUUUUCUUUUCAAAUGAAAUAAAUUUUAUCAAUCUCA
Molecule: messenger RNA, 1549 nt
Organism: Epinephelus moara (kelp grouper)
Lineage: Eukaryota; Metazoa; Chordata; Actinopteri; Perciformes; Serranidae
Gene: hdip1
Product: chromosome 1 C16orf87 homolog
Exons: 4
Coding region: 218-682 (154 amino acids)
Source: RefSeq, a predicted model, not a curated record